GAGAUUUGGGGGUUAGUCUGCUGUGCUGCCUGUGGUAACGCCAGGCGGCCGUUUCUCGCGGGGCUAACUUCUUUCUUCCCGCCGAAAUCCCGCGAGAUCCGUACCAGUCAGAAGGUGUCGGUAACGGGAACGAAUCGCUCGCCGUGACAGGCCGGAGAAGUCCUUGGUGUGGAGAAAUACAGCACCUACAAGGGGAGAGGAGAGGCCGCACCGUGCUGACAGGCAGGACAGGAGGCCGUCACUCAUAACCACUCAGCCGGGGGAUACUGUGCGAGCCGGCCUGAGGAGGGGACAUUUGCCGUCAGAGGUGACUGCCCCGUGCCACUAGCACGCGGACCUACACGAAGGCGGUGAUUUGCUGGCCGAGGAGACCGCUGUACAGUCCAUAGACUCCCACACCACACGCUCACCCUGCCUGUGAGGGAUUCAUCACACCACCUGCUGCCCUCCAGCUGCCCGUGUGUGAGGGGAAGUGCCGGGUUUGCUUCACCGGGAGCUGCUCUGGGACUGAGGAUCCUCCUUACAAGUUUAUUAAAUCCUUGAGACCAAGUCUUCAAAACUUGUGCUCCCUAACACUGGCAGGGUGACUACUACUUUGCAGCCUCCAAAAAGGCACCCUACUCUCACCCCAGUGAACUCAGCAUAAGAGCGAUAAGGAACUGUUUUACUGCUGUCAUACCUUCAAUCAACGACAUUCUGGAAAAGUCAAAAAGUUGUGAAGGAGACUUUGUUAUAUGGAGGGAGGGUAGUUUAGCUGGCCUAAUUUUAUUCCCAGGUUGCUGCAACUCUGCUGCCUCUAUGCUGAAGUUAGAGGUCUGGUAAUUCUGUGAAUGAGGGAAGGAACUGGGUAGAGAGGAAAGAGGGCAGUUGUCUUCCUGAUCCAUAAAGGCUUGGCUAGGGAAAUCCCUCACAUUUUGUGGGGUUCACCCCUCCCCUCCCCUCUCCUCUCCCUUCCCCUCCCCCCUCCCUUUUUUCCUUUAGCAGAGGAAUGCCAAAUCCAGUGCGACAUGGGAACAAGAAGGACAGUGGAGGGUCUGUAUCUACAAUGCCGCAAACUAGUGGCAGUACCAAUAAUAAAGAACGGCAGCGACUUAGUUUUAAACAUAAGCGGCACAAAUCCAAACACCUCAAAGAUUCUCCAGUUACUCCUGAGCCUUUGGCUCCUAACACACUGAAGCUUGUCGAGUAUGAUGACAUUAGUUCUGAUUCUGACACCUUCUCAGAUGAUGUUCCAUCCAAGGCAGAUAAAAGGGAAAAUGAUGAGCGCAGAGGUUCUGAGAGGAGUGAUAAGAGUCAUAGAUCACGACAUCGCCAUCCACAUAAGAGGAUCAAAGAGGGCACCAAGACCAAGCAGUUGGAAAAAGAGCUUAAACCAGAGAAAAUCCAGGAUGCAGUCAUGAGCAAGGUACCAAUCUCCAAAGACAAGACCUCCAGUACGACCAAACGGGUGGUUGAGGUUCAAGAUGAACAUGGACGCAGUUCUAAGAGCAGCAACAAGGAGGUUCGGACAUCCAAGAUGCAUAGAGAGAAAUCUCGUAGGGAAAGAGAGAUUAAAUCUGGACACAAGGAUCGGAGCAAAAGCCACCGUAAAAGGGACUCAUCCAAGCGCUAUAAAACAUCAGAUAGUCCUAAGAGGAAAGUGCGUAGCCCACGCAGGAAAUAUGGAAGUAGCCCAAAGCAAGAUGAUAGUUACUCUGAUGCAUCAGGUAUGCAGGACUAUGAUGGAAGCCCACCACGUUCACAUGCCUCAAGUAACUAUGCAGAGGCCUACAAAAAAAGUGGAGACAGUCCCAACUACAAAGAACCUUCUGCCUACCAGAGUGGCGCUCGUUCCCCUAGCCCAUACAAUCGACGGCAACGUUCAGUAAGCCCCUACAGAAGGAGAUCUUCCAGCUAUGAGAGGGGGAGUGGAUCCUACAGUGGAAGAUCUCCUAGCCCUUAUGCACGCAGACGGUCCAGUAGUCCUUUUGUGUCCAAGCGCUCAGUGAGCCGGAGUCCAGUGCCCAGGAAGCCUGCCAAAUCUCGAAGUAGAAGUCCCAUGUACUCAAGGAAGUCUUCGUCUUCUCGCAGCAAGAAGCAAAAGUCUCAGUCACGAAGUCGCCAUUCCAGUAUUUCACCUGCCCGUUUGCCAUUAAACUCCAGCUUGGGGGCUGAACUAAGCCGCAAGAAAAAGGAACGUGCAUUAGCUGCCGCAGCAGCUGGUAGGGAGUCUAAGGGCAGUCCGUUGAUAAAAAGAGAAAUUGGAGAUGUGAGAGGCCUUUCAGUACUGGACUCAAAAAAGAUAACCAAAAUGAUUAAAUCUGAAAAAUCUGUCUCUGAUACAGAGCUUUCAGUUGCAGUUAAUGUGGAAACAAAAUCACUAUCUGUCUCCAUCAGGUCUGAUGAGAGUGAGAAAAAACCCCUAUUACUAGUCAAGGAAACAAAGGCAUCAGGUUUAAAAGACUGCAAACCUGACACCAACAAGGAGGAGGUAUUGACGCCAAAUGAGUGCGUGACUGAUGUAGAAAAGGAAAAAGAUGUACCUCCCCCUCCUCCACCUUUGAGAUCUCCUCAGCCCCCUUUGCCCACUUGCUCCCCUCCUAUCCCAACUCCUCCUCUUCCUCCUCUCCCUCCAGCUCCAUCUGCUCCUCUACAGCCCCCACCACCUCUUCCACCUACACCAACAUUGACAUUCCUUCCCCUGCCAACAACUGUGGCUGCCUCUUUGACUUCUUACAGCCACACCAGGACAUCAGCCAUAUCCACUCAGGCAAAUUCCCAGCCACCGUCAAUUUCCCCUGCGAAGUCCCAGACCCCUGUUACUCUUACUAUCCAACAUAUGAAAACGUCUACUCUUCCUCCAUUGCCACUUCCGCCAUUAUUGCCAGGAGAAGAUGACAUGGAGAGUCCCAUGGAGAUUAUCCCUCCUAAGCCUGUCAAGAAGAAUAAGGAGCACAGACCCCGGCAUCUCCUAACAGAUCUCCCUUUGCCACCUGAACUGCCAGGGGGAAAUCCUUCACCUCCUGAAUCGCCAGAUCAUAAAGUGGUAACACCUCCACAACAACCUGCAAGAAAAAGACCAAAAAUAUGUUGUCCUCGUUAUGGUGAAAGGAAACAAAAAGAAAUUGACUGGGGUAAACGUUGCGUGGACAAAUUUGAUAUUAUUGGUAUCAUUGGUGAAGGAACCUAUGGUCAGGUGUACAAAGCCAAGGACAAAGAUACUGGAGAGCUUGUGGCCUUAAAGAAAGUGCGUCUAGAUAAUGAAAAAGAGGGAUUCCCGAUCACUGCAAUCAGAGAGAUUAAAAUUCUUCGGCAACUCAUACACUGUAGUGUCGUCAACAUGAAAGAGAUUGUAACUGACAAGCAGGAUGCCCUGGACUUCAAGAAAGACAAAGGUGCCUUUUACUUGGUGUUUGAAUACAUGGACCAUGACCUGAUGGGGCUUCUAGAGUCUGGUUUGGUGCAGUUCUCAGAAGACCAUAUAAAGUCCUUUAUGAAACAAUUGAUGGAAGGACUUGACUACUGUCACAAGAAGAACUUCCUGCACAGAGACAUCAAGUGCUCCAACAUCUUACUAAAUAAUAGUGGGCAGAUCAAGCUAGCAGAUUUUGGACUUGCAAGGUUAUACAACUCAGAAGAAAGCCGCCCAUACACAAAUAAAGUGAUAACACUUUGGUACCGACCUCCUGAACUGCUUCUAGGAGAGGAACGAUAUACCCCCGCAAUAGAUGUGUGGAGUUGUGGCUGUAUCUUGGGUGAACUGUUCACAAAGAAGCCAAUAUUCCAGGCUAAUCAGGAGCUGGCUCAGCUAGAACUGAUCAGUCGUCUCUGUGGAAGUCCUUGUCCAGCUGUCUGGCCAGAUGUCAUCAAAUUACCGUAUUUUAACACCAUGAAACCGAAGAAGCAGUACAGACGAAGGUUAAGGGAGGAGUUUUCCUUCAUUCCUACUCCUGCUUUGGAUCUGCUGGACCACAUGUUGACACUGGAUCCCAACAAGCGAUGCACUGCAGAGCAGGCUCUUCUAAGUGACUUUUUGAAGGAUGUAGAUGUUGGCAAGAUGCCACCUCCAGAUCUCCCACACUGGCAAGACUGCCACGAACUGUGGAGUAAGAAGCGCAGAAGGCAACGGCAGAGUGGCAUUACUUUAGAAGAGCCUCCUGCCAUUAAGGCUCCACGAAAAGAAAAUGUUAUUACUCCUGGAAUAGACAGCAUAAAAAACAGUAGCCCUGCACCACUUCAACCAGUGAAUGCAGAGUCUGGUACUACCGACAUAGCUAUCUUGGGUGAUAUCACACAGCAGCUAAAUCAGAGUGAACUGGCAAUCCUGUUGAAUCUUCUCCAAAGUCAAACAGACCUCAGUGUCACACAGAUAUCCCAGCUGCUAAAUGUUCAGGCCAAUCCAGACAUGCAGCAGCAACUUGAGGCUCUCAACCAGUCCAUCAAUGCAUUGACCACAACUACCACUUUAACUUCAGAGGUGGAAGAAAUUCCACCCCCAGAGCAAGCAGAAUCAGAGCUGGGAAAUCAGGGAGAAGUGCAAAACGUUCUAGCUGUUCUAUUGAGCCAGCUUAUCAAACCCCAGGAGUCAGUGGAAGCUCCUGGGGAGAGCAAUGGAGAGCAGAGUGGAAUUAAUCCAACUGUACAGUUAAAACCCGAGGAAGAAGAGGAAGACGAAGGCGCGGUGUUGGAGGAGGAUGACGCAGAUGGUGUCAAAGGAAGUAACCUUUCCCCAGCUUGUCAUCCACGUAUCCUGCCACCAGAAAAGCGACCGCCUGAGCCACCGGGGCCACCGCCUCCACCACCACCGCCCCUACCUGAAGGAGAUGUUCCAAAUUCUACUCCAGUGGUUACAGCUGCCCUGAUGCAGUUUUUCACUCAGCCUGAAGUAGAGCCUGAACCUGUGAAGGGUGGUAGAGACAGCCACAGGUUGCCCUCAGACUUUUCACGGGAACUGUCCUCUAGGACUUAUAGCUCUGAGGGGUUAGAGGACAUAUUUAAUGUAGGGCCAGAAGACAGAGACUCAGGUCAGCUGCUUGGGGAAAAUUCCCCUCAAUCAGUAGAGAAAAGCAGGACAUUCCCAGUACAGCUGGGGGAAUCAAGUGGUUACCAGGGAACAGGAUCCCUACAGUUCCCCGGGGAUCAGGACCUCAGGUUUACAAGGGUCCCUCUAGGAAUGCACUCUGGCACAGUGCAUCCACCUGGACAAAUAGAGGGGAGCAGUAACAGUUCUCACCUUUACCAAGAAGCCAAAAUCUCGAACUACAGUGAGUUGGGGUCAGGGACUGCAGCAGCAGGAACAAACCAGGCUUGGGUGGCCCCAUCUCAGGCAUUCAACAAGACAUACAGAGCACCCACUCACGUUCCUCCAAGAGGUGGGCGGGGAAGAGGAGUCCCUUAUUGAAAACCUGUGACACUGCCGUAAAACCUGAAUUCUUCCGUUCUGCUUCCCAGUAGGGUUACAGAUAAAACUGCAGCUUAUUGUAGUAGCUGCAGUAGUUAUAUACCCACAGAGCCUUGCAAAUUGAUUAGGUUUGCAAAAAAGGGGAAGUGAGAGGAAAGUGGGACUUUCUUGGGAAUGGUCAAUUGCUGCUUCACUAAUGUGUUUUGAACGAAUACGCUGUGACCUAGUUUUUGCAUCCCUUAUUCAUUGUUCUGUGUCCAAGUUUUGUCACUUGGACAUGUGAUGGUUCACCAGAGAUUGCAAGCAUUGUUAUUUAGAAAAUGGUUAAAGGCGGGCUGUAUAACGCAGAAUAUGUGUUUUAAGAUAAUCUCUUCUGCCACCAAAAGGGCUCACAAUGCUAUAGGUAUUGUAGGUCCCUUUGGCAUCUUAAGUGGUAAGUGGCACCUCUCAGGAAUCUAACUCGAGAGAAUCCACGUGAAUGCAGCUGGCUGUGUACAAACUUGUUUUCUUUUUAUUUUAAGACAAGUGGGGUUUUAUGUUUUUCUUGUGUCAAACUGUUGGAUUAUACAUGAAAUGUCAUACUUUUCCCCAACCAAAAUCUUUUUUUUUUUUUUUACCUCUUCCCAGAACAUCCUUCUGCCCUUAGAUAAAAUACAGACCACACCAAUGAAUAGAUAUUUCUGUUAUGCCCUUUUGAGUUUAUAUAAUAUAUACUUAUAUUUCUUUUUUUCUUUAAAGUUGUAUUUUUUUUUUCCUAGGGCUAAUUUAAGCCGAUAUGACACAAACUCCUGACUUGUUUUUUUUUGUCCCCUUGCCUCUUCCUUUUUAUUCCUCUGUUCUCUGCUUGACGCCGUGAAAGUUGAUCAUUUUUUUUUAAAGUUGUAAAAGGGCCUAGAGAAAUAAACAAGAAUUACUAAAAUGAAA
Molecule: messenger RNA, 6304 nt
Organism: Pseudophryne corroboree (corroboree frog)
Lineage: Eukaryota; Metazoa; Chordata; Amphibia; Anura; Myobatrachidae
Gene: CDK12
Product: cyclin dependent kinase 12
Exons: 14
Coding region: 989-5380 (1463 amino acids)
Biological process (GO): positive regulation of transcription elongation by RNA polymerase II; protein phosphorylation
Cellular component (GO): cyclin/CDK positive transcription elongation factor complex; nucleus
Molecular function (GO): ATP binding; RNA polymerase II CTD heptapeptide repeat kinase activity; cyclin binding
Source: RefSeq, a predicted model, not a curated record